AAACAAAUGGUCUCAGGAGUCAGGAAGGAGCAUAUGAAUCAUCUUCCUUUUUCCACACACACACGCUAAAUUGGCCUGGCGUAGUGGCGUGGACCGUGAAUUGGGCUAUCCUGGGCCUAAUCUUUAUUCAGGCCCAACCCACAUGUUAUUUAUAUGAAAUGGCCCCUAGUGUCUCGUGAAAUAUAGCGCAUCAAAUAGCGCAAGGUCCACGCCGUAAAAUUCCCGAGCCUUUUCCCAUCCAACGCAGGGCGACACAAACCCUUCCCCUUCCUCGAGUCCUUCGGAAGCACACGACGCUAGCGCGCUGCACACCGAUCAGGCGCGCCGAAAGCAGCAGGAGCAGCCGCUCAUCUUCCGGCGCCGGCGGACCUCGACGGCCACCGCGCCGGGAGCGGCCAUGUCGAAGAAGAAGGCCGUCACGACGAUGACGCUCAAGGACUUCCACGGCGGCUCCAUCCCCUCCGAGCUCCCGCUCCCCUCCGCCCCAGGAGUCACCCCGCGCCCGGCGGACCGCCCCGUGACAUCCGCGUCCCCCGUCGCGGCUGCAGUCGCACGGCCCCGCGUCCCGGUCCCUUCCCCUACCGCCGCGGCUGCGGCCGCCGCCGCGAUGCCGUCCUUCCUUACCACCCCGUCGCGCAUCGGCCGCCACUUCGACGAGGACGAGCGCACACCCUUCGAGCCCGCCGCGCCACGCCGCCCGGCGCCGUCGCCCACGUCGUUCGCGCCCGCCCCUGUUGUGGUGCCCGCCAGAUCCGGGCCCGGGAACGCCUGGGGCCCGAGGAGGGAGGCCGCUCCGGCCGCGACCCCGGUGGGUCCCGCCCCCGCCUCGCCCGGCGGUCAGAUCUGGUCGGCGACACGCAUCGCCCAGGCGAGCGCGGUGGAGAAGGUGAUCUCCGGGAGGUGGCACCCGUCGAAGCCCUCGUCUCCGCCGGCACCAGUGUCGGCUCCGGUGGUGGAGACCCCCGUGGCCCCGCCGCCGAUGGAGAGGCCAAGGUCUGUUGGCGUGAGAGAACUGGACGUUGGGGUCGAGAGGGGCGCCGCACCAGUGAGACCCGCAUCGCAUGAAGGAAGGGUUGGGGAGGGGAGAGUCGUGGAAGUGCCGGAGAGACCCAAGUUGAAGCUGCUUCCUCGGUCCAAGCCAAUCGAGGCUUCUGAACCAUCUCCUACCUAUGCCGAAGAUAAGCAGGUACACCAAGUCCAGGUUAUUGCGAAUGUCAUGAAGGUUGAGGCUGUUCAUGAUGUGCAUCAGAAUGCGAUGGCAGCUAAAACAGGAGUGUUAGGAGCAGAUGCUGAGACCGAGAGCAGGGUAGCAGAGCGACCACGGCUGAAUCUGAAACCUCGUUCGAAUCUGACAGGACAGUCCGAUGAAAUUGCUGUAAAGGAAAGGCAAUCCCUCUUUGGUGGUGCUCGCCCACGGGAACAAGUUCUCAAAGAACGUGGAGUAGAUGUUUUGGCAACUGAUCAUGAGAAGACUUCACCUGUUGGCAGGUCUAAAAGUGAGUUUGCAAAGGUUGAGCAGAAGGUUGAAGCUAUUUCCAUUAACCCCUCUGUUGAAAGGGCUGAGGGUUUUCCAGCUGGUCAUAGAGGCCCAAGGAAUGGCGAUAGGAAAGAUUACAGGCGGGAUUCAGACAAGACUGAUGCAUAUAGGCCUUCUCGUCGGGAGGACAACAGGAGGGUCGCUAGAGAUGUAGAGAAGCCACCGGAACAACCACGCCUGGAGCCUGAAACCUGGCGUAAGCCGGUGGAGCCACCAAAGCCUGAAGUUACAACACCUCGUUUUGGAAAGGCUGCAACGGCAUUGGAGCUGGCCCAAGCCUUCUCAACGUCCAUGUCUGAUGCCGUGCCACAGAGCCGAUUGACCAGUGUUCCUAGUCCAAGGGUUCCUCCGAGCCCAGGGGCUAGGGAUCAGUCUGGGUUUUCAAGGCUCACUGACAACAGAGCGUUACAUUCUGGCCCUUCCCAGCGAAAGAUAAACGGCUACUGAUACCUUGGCACACAUACUACAUGUGCCAUGAUGACACAGCUCAAGAAGUUCAUGGCCCUCAAUGAAGCGCCCUGCUGUACCUCCAUGUUCAACUGUUCCUGCGUGGAGAAGCCUGGUUGUAGCUCUGUCAGAUGGUGGCAUGCGAGGGGCCAAUCUCAAUUAGCAAACAAAAGGCUCCGCUCAUAAGUUUCUGGUCGAUGGUUUAUAACUCGGGGUCCUCUGCUCUGUUCUUCAGCCAUGCUACCCGUGAUUAAUUGCUGGGGAAUAAUUGCUAUGCUGCUCCGCUAGUUGGUGCGCCGUACUAUGUAUUUCUGGUGUGCUUGGUUUUACGAUGUUGCCAGAUUGGUGGUAUUGGUGGUGGUACGCAGCAUUUGUAUUGAAAUGUGCUGUUCUGACGGCACAAAAUUGUGGUUUCAUUGUGUUGGUUUUUGGCACAUGGAACUAUAGUUCGAUUAUGUUAUGAUCACAGGAUAUAUAGUUCUCAAUCUUUAUUGUCUGCUUUUUUUAA
Molecule: messenger RNA, 2492 nt
Organism: Panicum virgatum (switchgrass)
Lineage: Eukaryota; Viridiplantae; Streptophyta; Magnoliopsida; Poales; Poaceae
Product: translation initiation factor IF-2-like
Exons: 6
Coding region: 398-1984 (528 amino acids)
Molecular function (GO): translation initiation factor activity; mRNA binding
Source: RefSeq, a predicted model, not a curated record